Messenger RNA from Panicum virgatum (switchgrass), 1145 nucleotides. RefSeq names its product 23.6 kDa heat shock protein, mitochondrial-like. The record is from RefSeq and is a predicted model, not a curated record. The coding region runs from base 26 to 889 and encodes 287 amino acids. NCBI's taxonomy places the organism in Eukaryota, Viridiplantae, Streptophyta, Magnoliopsida, Poales, Poaceae. The transcript is spliced from 2 exons. Gene Ontology annotation, biological process: response to heat.
CGAUCCUGGGCGCGCCCAGAAGCUGAUGGAAGUGGCCGCCCCCUUCCUUUCCAGAUGCCUCUCCGGCCUUCUCAGCCUGCGUGUCGGCCUCCCCUGCCGCUUUAUAGCACCCCAUCGCUACCUGGAUCGCCAAACAGAGCGACCCAAGUCCAGAGUGAGUCCGAGUGAGGAAGCGAUCGCGAGUGCCCAGCUCGGCAGAAGAAAAUCCGUUUGGCCCGGCUUGGACAUGGCUCUAGCUCGCCUGUGCCUCAACCGGGGCCUCGCCGGCCGCGCGCUGGCGCUGGCGAGGCCGGCGUACGCCGCUGCCCCGGCGGCCGAUGUGAGCCUUCACUCCCUCUUCUCGACGUCGUCGGCGCCCGACUCCGGCGCCGCCGGCGAGGCGGCGAGCCGCCGCGAGGUCGCCGUGUCGGGCUCGGGCCAGUCCGCCCCCGCACGGCGCGGCGGCCGCUGGGCGUGGCGAGACCUCCGCGACCUCACCCCGUUCCGCUUCGUCGACGGUCUCGGGAGCGCGCUGUCGCAGGUGGCGGAGGCCCUGAGCCGGCCGCUGGAGCGGCUGGCGCCGUCGCGGCUGCUGUCGGGGAAGGUGCGGGAGGACGAGGCGUGGUACCGGCUGCGGUUCGAGGUCCCCGGGCUGGGGAAGGAGGACGUGCGCGUGGCGGUGGAGGACGGCGUGCUGGUGAUCGAGGGCGAGAAGCGGGAGCACGGCGGGGAGGGCGGCGAGGACGGCGAGUGGUGGUCGGCGGCGAGCGGGUACCACGCCAGCCUGCUGCUCCCGGACGACGCGCGCGCCGAGGGGAUCACCGCGGAGGUGAAGGACGGCGUGCUCUACGUCACCGUGCCGCGCACCGGGGAACGCAGGCGGAACGUCACCGAGGUCGAGGUCCAGUAGUGUUUCAAAAAAAAAAGGUCGAGGUCCAGUAGGCGAGGACUUGAUUGUCGCGUGGGAAAGAAAAAGAGAUCGAGAUGAUGUCAAGUGUGGAUGGAUGGAUGGAUGAUGCAGAGUCCGGGACGCAGGGUACACCAGUGAUGCAUGCAUUAUGAGUUGUUUCAUGUUUGUCUCCUCAUCACUAACUGCCGUGCGUGUGUGAGCUCCUUGUUUAUGUGUUCUCUCGAAAUAAGUAUGAAGUUUAUAAGUUUCAGAUUAA